AAAGAAGGAAAGCGAGAGAGAGAAACAGAGAGAGAGAGAGAGAAGGGGGGGAAGAAGGAAGAGUGCGGAAAGAAAGGGGCAUUCGGGAGCGAUGAGUUUCUGCCGCUUCGCGUUGGUGCUUUGGCUGCGGAUCGCGGCGGUGCGGGUGGUCGCCGGCAAACAAGCCCUCCGUUACCGGGUGGCCGAGGAGGGUCCGGCCGACGUCCGGAUCGGGAAUGUGGCCACCGAUCUGGUGAUCGCGACGGGCCCGGGGUCGGGCGAGGUGACGUUCAGCCUGGAGUCGGGCUCCGACUACUUCAAGAUCGACAACAUGACCGGAGAGCUGAGGACCACCGGUCGGCGCAUCGACCGCGAGAAGCUGCCGCAGUGUCAGAUGAUCUUCGACGAGAACGACUGCUUCAUGGACUUCGAGGUGUCGGUGAUCGGUCCCUCGCAGAGUUGGGUGGAGCUGUACGACGGCAAAGUGAUCGUGGAGGACAUCAACGACAACACGCCCAGCUUCCCCUCGCCCGUGCUGACCCUGACGGUGGAGGAGAACCGGCCGGUGGGGACCCUGUACCUGCUGCCCACCGCCACCGACCGGGACUUCGGCCGGAACGGCAUCGAGCGCUACGAGCUGGUGCAGGAGAGCGAGCUGAGCGGCAGGAGGGCGGGGGGCGGCGGGGGGGGCUCGGGCCGGGCAGAGCCGGGUGAGGGGGGCGGCAGGAGGAGGUUUGAGCCCGGUGGCGGCGGUGGUGGAGGGGAGCCGGUGCCGGUGCCGGUGCCGGGCAGGAGCAGCGUGUUCGAGCUGCAGGUGGCCGACACCCCGGACGGCGACAAGCAGCCGCAGCUGAUCGUCAAGGGCGCGCUGGACCGGGAGCAGCGCGACUCCUACGAGCUGAGCCUGCGGGUGCGGGACGGCGGCGACCCCGCCCGCUCGUCGUCGGCGCGGCUGCGGGUCCUGAUCUCGGACGUGAACGACAACAGCCCGCGCUUCGAGAAGAGCGUGUACGAGGCGGAGCUGCCGGAGAACAGCCCCCCCGGCACCCCCAUCCUGCAGCUGCGGGCCAGCGACCUGGACGCCGGGGUGAACGGGCAGAUCGAGUACGUGUUCGGGGCCGCCACCGAGUCGGUGCGGCGGCUGCUGCGGCUGGACGAGGCCACCGGCUGGCUCAGCGUCCUGCACCGGAUCGACCGCGAGGAGGUCGGGCAGCUGCGCUUCACCGCCCUGGCCAAGGACCGGGGCCAGCCGCCCCGCACCGACCGGGCCACCCUGCUGCUCGGCAUCCGGGACGUGAACGACAACGUGCCGGCCGUGGACAUCCGCAAGAUCGGCCGCAUCCCGCUGCGGGCCGGGGUGGCCAGCGUGCCCGAGGACGUGCUGGUCGACACGCCGGUGGCCCUGGUGCAGGUGUCGGACCGGGACCAGGGCGAGAACGGGGCGGUGACCUGCACGGUGGUGGGCGACGUGCCGUUCCAGCUGAAGUCGGCCAGCGAGCCCGAGAGCGAGCAGAAGAGGAAGUACUUCCUGCACACCUCGGCGCCCCUGGACUACGAGGCCAGGAGGGAGUACUCGGUGGUCAUCGUGGCCGUGGACUCGGGCAGCCCGAGCCUGGCCAGCAACAACUCGCUGCUGGUCCGGGUCACCGACGUGAACGACAACGCGCCCGUCUUCGCUCGGACCCUCUUCACCGUACCCUUCGCCGAGAACAACCCGCCCGGUCAGCCGGUCUUCACGGCCCGGGCCGGCGACGCCGACGGCGGCAGGAACGCCGAGCUGGAGUACUCCCUGGCCGGACCGGUCCAGGGCAUCUUCUCCAUCCACCCCGACACCGGGCUGGUGAGCGCCCGGGCCGUGCUGGACCGGGAGCGCACCGAGCGCUACGAGUUCCAGGUGGUGGCCCGGGACAAGGGCAGCCCCAGCCUCCAGGGCAGCGCCGGGGUCCUGGUCCUGGUCACCGACACCAACGACAACGAUCCCACCUUCAUGCAGGACCUGUUCACCUUCUACGUGAAGGAGAACCUGCAGCCCAACAGCCCGGUGGGCAUGGUGACCGUGAUGGACGCCGACCUGGGCUCCAACGCCGAGAUGACCCUCCACGUGGAGGACGGUGGGGGGCUGUUCUCCAUCGACAACGCCACCGGCACCAUCUACUCCACCGUGUCCUUCGACCGGGAGCAGCAGACCAGCUACUCGUUCCGGGUGACGGCGGUGGACGGGGGGGAACCGGCCCGGUCCUCCACCGCCCGGGUGUCGCUCCACGUGAUGGACGAGAACGACAACGCGCCGGCGGUCACCUUCCCGAGCAACGCCUCGUACGCCCUCCUGCCGCCCUCCAGCAGCCCGCGGACGGUGGUGGCCACCGUGCUGGCCACCGACAGCGACAGCGGGGUCAACGCCGACCUGGGCUACGGCAUCGUCGGGGGGAACCCGUUCAGGCUGUUCGAGAUCGACCCGGCCAGCGGGGUCAUCUCCCUGGUGGGCAAACUGGCCCAGAGGCACCACGGGCUGCACCGGUUGGUGGUGCAGGUCAACGACAGCGGCCAACCCUCCCAGUGCAGCACGGCCCUGGUCCACGUCUUCGUGAACGAGAGCGUGUCCAACGCCAGCGCGGUGGAAGCCCAGAUUUCGCGGAGCCUCCACACGCCGCUGAGGCAGGACAUCGCCGGCGACCCGGGUUACGAGCUGAGCAAACAGCGGCUCAGCAUCGCCAUCGGGGUGGUGGCCGGGGUCAUGACCGUCAUCCUGGUCAUCCUGGUCGUGGUCCUGGCCCGGUACUGCCGACCCAAAAAGUCCAAGAACGGAUACGAAGCCGGGAAGAAGGACCCCGAGGACUUCUUCACCCCGCAGCAGCACGACAAGUCCAAGAAGCCCAAGAAGGACAAGAAGAACAAGAAGUCCAAGCAGCCCCUGUACAGCAGCAUCGUGACCGUGGAGGCGUCCAAACCCAACGGACAGAGGUACGACAGCGCGGAUGAGAAGCUCACGGAGAGUCCCGGUAUGGGACGCUACCGCUCCAUGAACGGCGGACCGGGCAGCCCCGACCUGGCGAGACAUUACAAGUCCAGCUCCCCGUUGCCAACGGUGCAGCUUCACCCCCAGUCCCCCACUGCUGGGAAGAAACACCAAGCCGUCCAGGAGCUGCCGCCGGCCAACACCUUCGUCGGCACCGGAGACAACAUCUCCAUUGAAUCGGAUCACUGUUCUGAAUACAGCUGCCAGACCAACAACAAGUACAGCAAACAGCCUUUCCGUCGAGUGACUUUCUCUGUGGUGAGUCAGCCUCAGGAUCCACACCAGGGCUCCCUGCAGAGCUGUUAUGACAGCGGUUUGGAAGAAUCGGAAACACCCAGCAGCAAGAGCUCAUCGGGACCAAGAUUAGGCUCACUCCCACUUCCAGAAGACAACUAUGAGAGGACCACCCCUGAUGGCAGUGUUGGUGAAGCAGAGCAUAUGGAAAAUGAUUCAAGGCCUUUGCCUGAUGUCGCCUUGACAGGGAAAUGUACGCGGGAAUGUGAUGAAUUUGGCCAUUCUGACUCCUGUUGGAUGCCAGUGCGCACCUCGCCUGAGAGACGAAAAAAGAAUCAACCCAAGCUCUCCACAUUCAUGCCUGUCACUGAGCGAGGCAGCCAGGAGAAACUGGCUAAUGGUACCCCUCAGAUUAUAGGCGAUCGCAACCGCAACCUCCUUAACAAGAGGCUGACUUCAUCAUAUGAGACCUUCAACACAGCUAGCUUUCCUAAAAAUGAGGAUGCCAACCCUGAAGAUAUUCCUCUGACACAGACAACAGAUUUCAAGCCAUCCUCUGUCUCUCAACUCACAAGACGAGAGGUUUAUCUGUGAGGAAGCUCAUUCAGUGAUCAUUUAAAAUUGCAGCAAAUUAGGUACACAAGUCAAAGGGGAAAAUUAUAACAUCAGUCAGGACAUCGAUAAAAGGGGGCUGCCAAAGAGAUAUAUCAAUGUCUGCUGUUCCUAUCUCCUCAUCUGGUAUUUGACCAUAUGCCUGACAGUUCUGUAAAUUGUAGUAAUAAUUUCAGCUAGCCAGUUACAUGCAUGCUCUCUCUACUUGCCCUGCCCUCCUCCCCCCUCCCCACACACAAAGCCACAUAAUGAAUUUUAUAAAUUAAUAGGUUGCAAAUGUAUAUAAGGGGGAAAUGUAAUCAAAGGAUCACAGCAGAAGAGUAGUACAGCAUCAACGUCUAUUAUCAAAUGUUACUGUCUCAUUGUUUUGAAGCAUGAUUUCAAUUCCAGGGUGUGGAUUGCCAUGUGUUUUGUGAAACUUUCACUGAAAAACUAAUGCUUGAUUUGGAUGAUGGGCCAGUGUAGAAUUUUCGAAUGUAGUACAAGACGAAUGCAUUCAGAUGGGGAGGGGGGAGGGGGGAGGGAAGAUACUCCUGUUAUCAUUUGGUGAACUACUGCUGCUUCAAGUACAGUACUUUGAUGUGUAUAUUUAAAGUAUGUUUUGUUUCUGGCAUCUUAUAAGCCUUUUGGAGACGUUGCUGAAACAAAGUGAAAGACAUAGGGAAUGUGGAUAUCCAGUUUCUGUGUUGAAUGCUAACAUUACAGAUAGACCUGGGUGAAAGGCACCGAGGAAAUCUUGUACACAUCUGGAAAGAGAAAAUAAAGAGAAACAAAAUGGAAAAUGCAGGAAUGUGGAUUUCCUAUUUCUGUGUUGAAUGCUGACAUUAUUGGUCUACCUGGGCCAAAGGGACCGAGGAAAUGUUGUACCCAUCUGGAAAGAGAAAAUAAAGACAAAACUACAGCAACUGUCCCCUUUGUAUAAGAAAUACAAAUCGGGCUCAUCCAAUAUCACUAUUGCAUUGCUGAAGACAUCAGGACAUAAACAGUCAUAGAUGCAGAGACUGAAUUAUGGGGCUUGUACAAGGAGCAAUUGAUACAUUUAUCAGGGACAUCACUCUUUGAACCUGAACUCAAAUGUAGCUGAUCUGCAAACUAAGGACUGUUUAGUAAGUGAAUACGAGUUCAAAAUGAUGUACUUCAGAAGACCUGCUGUAUUAUGUUGCUCUUGGGUUGUACAGUGAAUGCAACACAAUGCCAAUUACAGACAAUAUAAAUGUCAUGGUUUAGUUUGACUUCUGCAAAAUAAGCAAGCACUGUAAUACUGGACAUUUGAUGGAAACCCUGUGGUUGUAUCCUGGUUAAAUAACAGACCCAUGCAAGCUCUUGUUCUCAUCAUUCAGGAGGUAAUUCUAUACUCAUAAAAAAUAUAGAAUAUGCCAGCCUAAAUAUCUUAUUACACUAUUAUAUUAGUGUGGAUAUAUUUAAGAAUUAUAAUUUGCUCAGGAAGGACAGUAUUCUUUGGAAGACUCCUCUGUAUUACAUUUCUGGUAUCGAACACAUGCUGGAAGAUUUCAGUGGGCAAGCAUGUUCUAAGUUUACCUCAGCUGCAGCAUUGAUUAGGUCAUUAUCACAAGGACUGUUAUAGCACAUAUUGAUGGUUCGUAUAAUUUCUGUACUUCACUGAAAUUAUUUAGCUAUUUCAAUGGCAUCGAAGUUUUAACAGACAAGAAUACCGUACAGUUAAGACAAGCUGGAGCCCAGACUGUGAAUCUGGACUUGAGAUUCUUAGACCUUGGGCACUAAGAGAAUGAACUGAAGUGACACUGAUUUGACUUAAAUAUAUAUUCCAUGGGGUAAGAAUGCUUAAGAACCAACACUAUCCUGAAAGGUCAGCAGCAUAUCAUCUAGUCUGUUUGGAGAUCAGCAGUUCAAUAAGAUACACCAAACUAAAGUGAACGCUUUUUGCUUAAUCACAAAGUUGUUAUUUAAAGAAAGGAAGGAGAGAUGAAAACCAAAGUUCAAAGAUGUGAACUUCAAAGUGGCAUGCAAGACAAAACCUGAUGUUGCUUUGGUAAAGUUUGGACAAAGUACAGCUUUUGGUAGAAUACAAUGCUUUUCAUAAUAUGCAUAGACUUAUUUAAAGUUGUAGCAGCUUGAAUAUUGGUCAAUUAAUCAAUAAAUACUUGUUGCACCCUUUGC
Messenger RNA from Callorhinchus milii (elephant shark), 5980 nucleotides. It is a transcript of the gene pcdh7b, whose product is annotated as protocadherin 7b. Gene Ontology annotation, biological process: homophilic cell-cell adhesion. The transcript has 4 exons. The coding region runs from base 92 to 3823 and encodes 1243 amino acids. The record is from RefSeq and is a predicted model, not a curated record. Gene Ontology annotation, cellular component: plasma membrane. Gene Ontology annotation, molecular function: calcium ion binding. NCBI's taxonomy places the organism in Eukaryota, Metazoa, Chordata, Chondrichthyes, Chimaeriformes, Callorhinchidae.